Messenger RNA from Nicotiana attenuata, 525 nucleotides. Its product is annotated as RNA-directed DNA polymerase homolog. Lineage: Eukaryota; Viridiplantae; Streptophyta; Magnoliopsida; Solanales; Solanaceae. Bases 1 to 525 code for a protein of 174 amino acids. The record is from RefSeq and is a predicted model, not a curated record. The transcript has a single exon.
AUGUGCGUAGACUUCACGGAUCUGAACAAAGCCUGCCUGAAAGACUCAUUCUUAGCACCCCGUAUUGACCAGCUCAUUGACGCAACGGUCGGGCAUGAGCUAUUAAGCUUCUUGGACGCCUACUCGGGCUAUAUCCAGAUCCUCAUAGAGGAGGAAGACCAAGAAAAGACCACUUUCAUCACUCACCGGGGGACGUACUGCUACAGGGUGGUGCCUUUCGGACUAAAAAAUGUGGGGGCGACGUAUCAGAGGUUGGUGACAAAAAUGUUCAAUGACCAGCUUGACAAAACCGUGGAUGACAUGUUGGUCAAGUCAAAAAGGAAAGAGGAUCACAUCGACCACUUGAAAGAGGCCUUCGACAUACUUAGACGAUAUGGUAUGAAAUUGAACCUCAAAAAGUGCGCCUUCGGCGUAACCUCGGGAAAGUUCCUUGGCUUCUUGGUAUCACAACGAGGCAUCGAGGUCAACCCUGACCAAAUCAUAGCUAUAGAAGGAAUACCGGAGAACCUGACCAGUAAGAAAUAG